Messenger RNA from Dermacentor andersoni, 897 nucleotides. Lineage: Eukaryota; Metazoa; Arthropoda; Arachnida; Ixodida; Ixodidae. The record is from RefSeq and is a predicted model, not a curated record.
AUGACUGCAAACCGACCUGCAAGCUUUGCGGAGAAGCGCAUGAAACUGCAAGUACAGAGUGCAAGAGACCGAAGCCAAGCCCUCCACCCUACAAUAUACGGCAACAGCGACUUAACAGACUACAAGAAAGACAACCGCUGGAGCUCCAGCAGUGAAGAGUGCCCGGAGCUGGGCACCUCGGCCACCAGCUCGAGCAGUGUCAGUGCGAGCAGCUCCCCCAGACGCAGCAGCUCCAAGCCAAUACAGCGAAAUGCUUCGCGCUCACGUUCCCGCCCUCGCUCCCGCUCAGUCAAGCGCGCGAGCUACGCCGACGCGGUGAGCGGUUCGAGCGACUCGGGUGGUCCGAGCAGCUUGGAUGCAUCGGCCGAAGCCGCAGUCAUACGGGUCCUAGAAAACAAACAGCAGAACCAGCAGAGCAAACUGCGGAAUCAGCACAGCCAAUUGCAAAGCCACCAAAAUCUCAUAGACAAGCUACGCAAAAAGACGCAAGAUCUCUGGAGUUCAAAACUCGACCGACCCUUCACGCAGGCCGAAAUCCACGUAGCCCUAUCCAAACUGACUAGAAAUACUAGCCCUGGUAAAGACCGGAUCGUUAACAAACACCUACGCAACCUACCGCAGCAGGCCACCGAGGCUCUCCUCUGUUACUACAAUGGAUGCUGGGAGAAGGGAGAACUGCCUGCUGUGUGGAAACAUUCGGACAUCACCAUGAUCCUCAAGCCCAACAUACCUCUCAGCUUGGAGAACCUACGCCCGAUCUCACUCACCUCGUGCGCGGGAAAGCUUUUCGAACAUAUGGUGCACGACCGCAUUACCCAGUACCUGGAAGACAACGGCCACCUACCGGACACCAUGUUCGGUUUCAGGCAGCACCUCUCAACGCGGGACGUGUUCUGA